AGGGAGGGCUCUUCUCAGCCAGGCUAUGUGGGAGACACGUCCUUACUGGUCACUACAGAGACUCUAAGCGUGUGUCGCCCCCACCCCCCAACCCGUGGCCAUUUCCUGCCUGAGAAGCCAGCUGCAGACAUUUGUUUCAACUUCCCAGCCUGGAUCCUGGGAUUCCUUACUUCUGAGCUCACAUCCAGAUCCUGCCUUUUCAAACCUGUCUAUCUGGUGUCCCCUAGGGGCCCUUGUCCUGGGCUAUGGCCCAGAGGGCGGGCCUGGGGCCUGGGCAGUUGGAAGUUUGGGCCAUUCUGCUCUUUCUUGGAUUGUUCCAGUCUGGGAUGGGAGCUGAUGGGGCUGAAGCCCGCUGUGGCAUAAUCAUCCAGGCACGCAUCACAGGUGGUAACAGUGCAAACCCCAGUCAGUGGCCUUGGCAGGUCAGCAUCACCUACGAUGGCGUCCAUGUGUGUGGCGGGUCCCUCGUGUCUGAGCAGUGGGUGCUGUCUGCUGCUCACUGCUUUCCCAGAGAACACUACAAAGAAGACUAUGAGGUGAAGCUGGGAGCUCACCAACUAGACACCUUCAGUAGUGACACUGUGGUCCGUACUGUGGCCGAGGUCAUCUCUCACCCCAGCUACCGCCAGGAAGGUUCCCAGGGAGACAUUGCACUCCUCCGCCUCAACAGCCCCAUCACCUUCUCCCGCUCUAUCCAGCCCAUCUGUCUCCCUGCAGCCAACGCCUCUUUUCCCAAUGGCCUCAACUGUACUGUCACAGGUUGGGGUCAUGUGGCCCCCUCAGUGAGCCUCCAGAGCCCCAGGCCCCUGCAGCAGCUUGAAGUGCCCUUGAUCAGCCGUGAGACUUGUAGCUGCCUAUACAAUAUCAAUGCUAAGCCUGCAGAACCCCACACUAUCCAGCAGGACAUGCUGUGUGCUGGCUAUGUGAAGGGGGGCAAGGAUGCCUGUCAGGGUGACUCUGGGGGCCCUCUCUCCUGCCCUGUAGAGGGCCUCUGGUACCUGGCAGGCAUUGUGAGCUGGGGUGAUGCCUGUGGAGCCCCCAACAGGCCUGGUGUGUACACCAUGACAUCUAGCUAUGCUUCCUGGAUCCACCACCAUGUGGCAGAACUUCAGCCUCGUGUAGUACCCCAAACCCUGGAGUCCCAGCCUGACAGUCACCUGUGCAACAAAGGCAAUCUGGCCUUCAACUCAGCUCCAGCCCAGGGUUUGCUAAGGCCCAACCUCCUCCUACCACUGGCUCUGUCCUUGGUCCUCUUCUGCCCUUGGCAUGAGCACUGAACUGCUCACUCUGAAAGUUGCCAUGCUUCCAGGACAGUACACUCAACCAAGAACCUAUGCCUGUUUUCUAGAAAGUUCCUGGCCUUCCUGGCCCCAGCAGUAACUUUUGGUCUGGCUUAGCCCGAGACUCUGUGGGAGGUCAGAGCACCACUCUGAUCUUUGAGCCCAUUCUUCUAGAUUUGCUCUUUGGAACUAUAAUCUAGGACCAAAAGGCUUAAAGCCUGUGAAACAGGACCAGUACUUCUGGUCACCUCCACCUACUGUCUGCAGCUUAUUGCUGUGCUCCUAUGGAGCUCUUAAGAAGCCUCAGCUAUGAAGAUGAGCCCUGACAUCUACCUAUUUCUGGAAGUCUGAGCAGCUGCCUCAAUGGCUGCUGCAAAAGGCUAGCUCAAGGUCUUCACUACCCUGCCUGAUGAGCCUUUCACUUUGCCUUCUUCCUGACUUCUGAGUUUGCCUGGAUUUGAGACAGAAAAGACCCCAACCUUGUCCCAUUGGCUGCCAAGGCCCCCUUAAGCCCAACUCCUGAACUUCGGAGGACUGAGCCCCCACUGGAGCUCCAAUGGGGUUGGAUCAGAGUGAGGGAUAAAGGAACAAGGAGUAAAUGUUUUGAACACAA
Messenger RNA from Jaculus jaculus (lesser Egyptian jerboa), 1893 nucleotides. RefSeq names its product serine protease 8 (gene Prss8). NCBI's taxonomy places the organism in Eukaryota, Metazoa, Chordata, Mammalia, Rodentia, Dipodidae. The record is from RefSeq and is a predicted model, not a curated record. Gene Ontology annotation, biological process: proteolysis; positive regulation of sodium ion transport. Bases 246 to 1277 code for a protein of 343 amino acids. The transcript is spliced from 6 exons. Gene Ontology annotation, molecular function: serine-type endopeptidase activity; sodium channel regulator activity.